Molecule: messenger RNA, 2049 nt
Organism: Annulohypoxylon maeteangense
Lineage: Eukaryota; Fungi; Ascomycota; Sordariomycetes; Xylariales; Hypoxylaceae
Product: MFS general substrate transporter
Exons: 5
Coding region: 365-1849 (494 amino acids)
Biological process (GO): transmembrane transport
Cellular component (GO): membrane
Molecular function (GO): transmembrane transporter activity
Source: RefSeq, a predicted model, not a curated record
AAAUUAAUUGGCUACCGAAAACCAGGAUGCGAUUUUGGUCAUCUACUAUGUAGAGCUUAACCUUAAGAAAAAUGAUCAACGGAUAUUACGGGCGCGUUUGUGUGACCAACAUGAAGAAUUAACACAAAGAAUUCAGUCCGCCAGUUUUUCUUUUUCCUUUUCCUGCGACUUCGGCAAGUCCCCAAUAUUGACUAUUUGCUUUCUUUUUAUUUCGUCUUUUCUAUGUAGCCUUAUUAAAACUCCAGCCCUCCUCUCUCAAUUCUCUCUCGUGCGUAUCUCAGGUCGUGCGUAGUACAGACUGUCUCAGAAGGCUGCAUAAUUGUGCCGAGUUUUUAUACUACACUUUUAUCCCAUCUGAGGGGCCAUGUCUAACGAAAAGACCAACUCCGCUUUGGAGGCGGAUGAGGCUGUUGUUCCGCAUGGCGGAAGCUCUGAAUCUCAGGAUGUUAGCCUCAACGAGAGUUAUACGCAUGAGCAAGAGGCUCGCGUGGUCAAGAAGCUAGAUUGGAAUCUGAUGACGCUAUUCUUCGUUUUAUACAUGCUGGCCUUUUUAGACCGAGGAAACAUAGGAAACGCUAGGAUUGCGGGUAUGGCCAAGGACCUCAAGCUUGACGGCAACCGGUAUCAGUGGCUACUCAAUAUCUUCUACAUCACUUACGUCCUUUUCGAAUUCGGCGUGUUGCUAUGGAAGGUCUUCCCUCCUCACAUUGUCGGCGCAUGCGUCGUAUUUCUAUGGGGUUUCAUCGCCACUGUGCAAGCUGGCGUCCACAGUUGGAACGGUGAGAUGGCUUUGAGGUUCUUCCUUGGUGCCUUCGAGGCCUGGUAUGCACCUGGUAUCAUCUAUCUCUUGUCGUUCUUCUACCUUCGACAUGAAAUUGGUUUCCGUUGCGGUAUCUUUGCUUCGGCAGCUCCGUUGGCCUCGACGUUCGCAGGCGCUUUGGCAUAUGGUAUCACUAGCGGUCAUGCCCGCCUGGCGAACUGGCGUCUACUUUUUCUUGUAGAAGGAAUACCAACCAUGCUCAUGGCUAUCUUCGCCUUCUUCUUCAUCCCAGAUUCCCCCGAGAAGGCCAGAUUCCUCACUCCAGAGGAAAAGGAUAUCGUCAGAGCUAGGGCCAUGCGACAGGUCGGCACUAACGCAAGUGCCAGAAUUGGAGGGUUCAAGGUUAAAGAGAUCCUCCCCGUCUUCAUUGAUCCGAAGGCAUGGCUAUGUGGGUUGAUGUAUUUCUGUGGCAACGUAACCUACUCCAGCUUGCCUGUUUUCCUCCCGACCAUUCUCGAGGACAUGGGUUACACUGCUAUUGACGCGCAAGGACUGUCUGCACCCCCGUCUUUUGCGGCCUUUUUGUUUGCCUUAAUCACAACCUGGAUUGCAGACAAGACCCAACAGCGAUGUUUUGUACUCGUGGUCACUUCGAUCGUGGGUGGAGUUGGCUACAUCAUCCUUGCGACAGUUGAUACAGUUGGUGUACGUUACUUUGCCACCUUUUUGGCUUCAGCUGGCGUGUUUUCCACCAUCCCUAAUAUUCUCGGGUUGACUCUAAAUAACCAAGGCAGCGACACCCGACGAGGAGGUUCUAUCGUUCUCAUCAACUUAAUCGGCCAGUGCGGUGCCUUUCUGGGAAACAACAUCUUCCCCACGAGGCAGGCCCCCAGGUAUGUUGAGGGUAUGGCUAUCUGCGCCGCCCUCAUGUUUUUCUCGGCUCUCCUCGCGCUUUCCCAGCGCCUACUCUUGAUGUGGGAGAACUCUAGACUAGACCGCAAGUAUGGCCAUGUCUCGAAUAGAAUGAACGAAAACGCGAAGGGCGCUGCCCAAGAAAAUUACGGCCCUACUUUCAGAUACGUCCUUUGAGGUACUGUGGGUGGUGUGGCCCACUUAUCCAUCCUAAGAUUCGAUUUAUACCCCUUUUCCCCUCCUCGUCAACCACGAGUUUGAUAAUAUUUAAGUAGGCCGAAGACUAGUGAGCAUUAUAAAGUAUUCUAUAUGAAAUAGAAGCAGUAAUAAGAUGAACGGUACAGGAGAUCCUCGCUAGAUAAUUUUCUUAGAAUUAC